UGUUGUGAGUCGGACUCGGUGGAAACGGGAGAAGAAACCGGGAAGCGGCGGCCAGGAUGGGGGAGGCGCUGCAGCAUCGCUUUAAUGGGCGGCCCCGACCCCCCAGCCCGGAGAGAUCACCGCACGGCCGCCGGGCCCGGCCGCUCUCAUUCGGCCUCUGAGAGCCGCACUCGCUGUUCCUGAGGCUGCGCUCGCCCCCCGCUCAGUUUCUCCAUUGAAUCCUGUUUCUCUCCUUGUUUUUCCCAACUCAGAUUCACCGCCUCAUUUUCUUUUCUUCCUCUGAGCCCCUGAACUCCACCUGACAGGGUCAUGUUGGAGAGCGGGCAUUGACUGUCCUGGGAAACAACAGCAAGAGGAGCUCAAGAGGAGGGGCAAAGGGAGCAGCGAGUUCAGUCACCAAUCCGGGGGGGGAUUGAGGACUGGACCCUGAGUCAGUCAGUCAGACAUAACUGCUGGAGUACAUCAGGGAUAAACUGUGUACGAGGUUUGGUCUGACCUUCCAACAUGGACAGUCAUGAGGACACCGGCACCUUGGAGAAACCAUGGAAAUGUGGGGACUGUGGGAAGGGAUUUGGUUCCCCGUCAAAGCUGGAAAUUCAUCAACGCAGCCACACUGGGGAGAGGCCGUUCACCUGCUCAGUAUGUGGGAAGGGAUUCACUAAUUCAUCCAACCUUUUGAGACACCAGCACAUUCACACUGAGCAGAGUUCAGUCAUCUGCUCUGUGUGUGGGAAGGCAAUCAGUCAUUCAUCAAACUUUCAGAGGCACCAGCAAACUCACAGUGGAGAGAGGCCAUUCACCUGCUCUGUGUGUGGGAAGGGAUUCACUCAGUCAUCCUACCUGCUGACACACCAGCGCAUUCACACAAGGGAGAGUCCGUUCAUCUGUUCCUUAUGUGGAGGGGGAUUUAAUCAAUUAUCCAGGCUUCUGAAUCACCAGAGAAUUCACACUGGGGAAAGUCCAUACACCUGCUUUAUCUGUGGCAAGGGAUUUAAUCGACCAUCCAAACUACUGACGCACCAGCGAAUUCACACUGGGGAGAGGCCAUUUACCUGCUCCAUGUGCGGGAAGGGAUACACCAAUUCAUCUGACCUGUUGACACAUCAGCGAGUUCACACUGGCGAGAGGCCAUUCACAUGUUCCAUGUGUGGAAAGGGUUUCAUUCGGUCAUCCCACCUUCUGACACAUCAACUUGUUCAUACUGAUCAGAGACCUUUUAAAUGUUCUGAGUGUGAGAAGACCUUUAAAAGUAAAAAGGAUUUACUGAACCACCAACGCACUCACACUGGGGAGAAGCCAUUCACCUGCUCCGUGUGUGGGAAGGGAUUCACUCAGUCAUCCACCCUGCUGACACAUCAGCGAGUUCACAAGUGACUAUGGGGAUUGAAAUCUGUUACUGUUGCUGUUAAUCCUGUUCAGGAUUGAAUUCUUUCAUUCUGACAGCUGGAGUUUGUUUCUGCUGAAAUAUAAUUGUGCAAAGAUGGGUGGCAGCUCAGAAGACUGGAUAGAAUUUUAAAAAAGAAAAGAAUGACUGAAAAAUUAAUAAAGAGAGGAAAAGUCGAGUACGAGAGAAAGCAAGGUAGAAAUAUAAAGACUGAUAGUAAAAGUAAAUAUUGAUAUUUAAAAAUGAAAAGAGUUAACAAAGUGAGGGUUGCUCCUAUAGAAAGUGAGUCUGGGGAGUUAAUAAUGGAAAAUAAGGAGAUAGCAGAUGAAUUGAACAGAUAUUUUGCAUCAUCUUCACUAUGGAGGAUACAAGUAACAUGCCAGGAAUGGCUAUAAAUAAGGAAUUGGAAGUGAGGGAGGAGCUCAAGAAAAUUACAAUCACCAGGGAAGUGGUACUGAGCAAAUUGUUGGAGCUGCGGGCUGACAACUCCCCCUGUCCUGAUAGAUUUCAUCCUUGGGUCUUAAAAGA
Molecule: messenger RNA, 1912 nt
Organism: Carcharodon carcharias (great white shark)
Lineage: Eukaryota; Metazoa; Chordata; Chondrichthyes; Lamniformes; Lamnidae
Product: zinc finger protein 436-like
Exons: 3
Coding region: 505-1374 (289 amino acids)
Biological process (GO): regulation of transcription by RNA polymerase II
Cellular component (GO): nucleus
Molecular function (GO): RNA polymerase II transcription regulatory region sequence-specific DNA binding; DNA-binding transcription factor activity, RNA polymerase II-specific
Source: RefSeq, a predicted model, not a curated record